Aspergillus melleus is the source of this 1278-nucleotide messenger RNA. RefSeq lists its product as uncharacterized. Gene Ontology annotation, molecular function: transmembrane transporter activity. The record is from RefSeq and is a predicted model, not a curated record. NCBI's taxonomy places the organism in Eukaryota, Fungi, Ascomycota, Eurotiomycetes, Eurotiales, Aspergillaceae. The transcript is spliced from 2 exons. The coding region runs from base 1 to 1278 and encodes 425 amino acids. Gene Ontology annotation, biological process: transmembrane transport.
AUGUGCUUCAGCGGGUAUUUUCUCCGGCUGUAUGCUUGUUAUCAUUGGGCUGGUGCCGCUCCGCAAGCGUCCCAUGUUCCAGGGCUUAUUCGGGGCAGUGUUUGGGAUUGCAUCCGUGAUGGGCCCUCUGAUGGGCGGGGGAUUUACCGGCAGCGUGUCGUGGAGGUUGGUUUCCUGAAUGCAUUAAUAACCGGUCACCGAAAAUGUCGCGUCGUACUGACCAAACACAAUUCUAGGUGGUGCUUCUACCUUAAUAUCCCCAUCGGAGUUUUUAGUCUUGUACUCAUAGCCAUAAUCUGGCAUCCCCCAAAGCCGAAGUACGAGCCGGCUCCCAUCCUGACCCAGGUCAAGCGUCUGGACCCUUUUGGCACCCUAUUCUUCCUUCCCUCUAUUACAUGUCUUCUCCUGGCUCUCCAGUGGGGCGGAUCGACAUACUCCUGGAAAGACGGCCGAGUUGUUGGGCUCCUGGCCACGUUUGGGGCUUUUAUCUUAGGAUUCGGCGGGACUCAGGUCCUGAUGCCGGAGACGGCCGCCAUUCCGGUGCGAGUCAUCCGGCGCAUCAGCAUCCUCUGCGCAUCCCUCUUCACCUUCUGCGCUUCAAGUGCGAUGACUAUGAUCCUCUACUAUCUUCCAAUCUGGUUUCAAACCGUCGAGCAGGUUAGCUCGAUUGAGUCGGGUAUUUACACGCUGCCACUGGUGCUGAGCUUGGUCGUCGCCAGCUUUGCAUCUGGCUUCGUCACUCAGAAGACCGGAUACUAUGUGCCGGUCAUGUAUAUCUCGCCCUGCCUUUUGUCCAUCGGACUAGGCCUGAUGUCCGCGUUGAGACUUGACACCGGCUCCUCACACUGGAUUGGGUAUCAAUUUCUUUGUGGCUUUGGAUUGGGACUCGGGAUGCAGAGCUCUGGUCUUGCUGUGCAGAGGAUCCUUCCCUCGCCCGAUAUUCCCAUCGGGAUUGCCCUCAUCUUUCUUUAUCAGCAGCUUGGCGGAUGUAUUUUCGCCACGGUCGGCCAGAAUAUUCUUAGCAAUCAUCUUGUCUCUGAGCUUAGCGGGGUCCCCGGUGUGAACACGAGCCAAAUCGCUCACGAGGGCGCAACAAACCUCGCAUUGAUGGUGUCGCCAGAUGAUAAGCCCGUCGUGAUGCAAGUGUACAAUUCGGCUGCCACGAGAGUCUUCCUGAUUGCCUUGGGUUUGGCUCUGGCCGCAUUUCUGAGCUCACUCGGCAUGGAGUGGAAGAGCAUUAAGAGAGAAGGGAAUAAGCAGGACCAAGGAGCUAGAUAG